UUGAUAUUUUUGAAACGUUAUCUAUCAUAUUCCACAAUUGAACGUGUUUAACUAUAAUGAAAUUCAACCGGUUUCGUAGUAAUAAUUAAAAAUGCUAAUAUUAAAAUAAUCACUCUGUCACCACUUUAAAGGCAAAAUAUAAAUCUUAGGCUACACCGAUUUAGCUUUAGAUGCCACUGAUGACAAUUCUUUACAUUACAGACAGAAUGUUUAUAAAUGUAGGCUAUUUGGAAUGUAAAAGGUUGGCUAUCGUCAUCAUAAAAACCUUUCAGUCUUUCUUCUUUGCUUCAUAGUGAUGGCUUUUAUUUCAUAUUAGGCAUAAUAUAAAAUGACCACCGUUUCAACUAGUGGGUAACUAUGGUUACCCUGGUAAAUCUUGGAAAGGGCAAUAAGCGCAAAGUGCGCGUGGCUCCGGGGUGGGUGGCUCGCGGGUCCUUUACAGAACGCUUACUCAAACGACUUUCCCGUCAAUAACAGCUUCGUCGCUCAUCUUUACUCGCUCAUUCAACACUCACACACUGGACCGGAGCAGGUUAGCUGUGUGGUUAUGCGUGUCUCGUGCCUUCUCUGCUCGGUGUACCAGCACCGCGCCCGAAUGGAAAUGUGUCUUCCGGGGAAAAGCUCCUUUCAGCCAACAAGACACCGAGCACAACAUGCCCCACAGCCUGGACAUCUAAUCUGCAGAUGUGUGCCUUUCUAAGAACGCAUGAUGUUUGAGACGGAGAUAUAUGGCCAGACCUAGUAUCCCGGAGGGAAAUCUGAUAGAGGCCGUAAGAGCUCAAACCCCAUCAUUUUGCUAUUUCAUUCUGAUUUAAGUGCCGUCGUUCAUGGACGUGCAAGCAGAGGCGGGUCCGCUGAACGUGCAGACGGUGGAUGAACCACCGGGAGGCACCACCGUUACCGUCGCCGCCGCAGAGAUUCAGGUCCAAACGGUGAUAGGCAGCGAUGGCGAGCUCGGUGAGGAUGACCUGCAGUCGGGCUCUGGUGCUGAAACACCGGCAGCGAGUGAUCCGAUCACAGAGAUCGAGAACGAGGAUGGUGCGCGGGCAAGGACGGACACACCGGCCGAGGACAUCGUCGGACAGAGCGUGGGGAAACCGGAAACAGUGGGCUCCAGUUGCAGCAACGAGAGCUGCAUCCCGACUCCAGGGUGUCGGAUUUGCUUUCAAGGAGCCGAGCAGGGGGAGCUGCUGAGCCCGUGCCGCUGUGCAGGAUCUGUCCGACAUGCUCAUCAGCAGUGUCUGCUCAAGUGGAUCAGUGAGAAGGGCUCCUGGAGCUGUGAACUCUGCAACUAUAGAUUCAACAUCCUGCCUAUACACAUCAAACCACCACAACAGUGGCAGACUGUCACCAUGACUCUGGUGGAGAAGGUUCAGGCAAUUGCAGUGUUUUUGGGUGGCAUCUUCCUGUUGGCCAGUGUAUCAUGGCUGCUGUGGUCAGCACUGAGCCCAGAAGCACUAUGGCAGCGCAGUGACAUCCUGUUCCAGAUCUGCUAUGGCAUGUAUGCAGUCAUGGACCUUGUGUGUAUCGGUCUGAUUGUUCAUGAAGGUGGUGCUGUGUACAAUGUGCUGAUACGCUGGCGAGCUGUUAAUCUUUUCUGGGACGUCCAGAACUACGAUAAAAGCCGAGACCUGGAGAGCACGCACAGCCCGCACCGCAACCUGUGGCUGCCUCUCACACACACACAUACUGUCUCCAACACAAACUCACAGACCACCCGACUGGAGUCAUCGCCUCCAUGCCCCCUCCGCCUCCUCUCCAUGUGCCUGAAUGUGACCUCUGACCUCUCCCCGCAGGAGCAAGGCUCAGGGGAGCUGGUUGUUAGGGUCACGUCAGUUUGACAUCAAAUGAAACUCUUUCAGGGAUCAAUCUAUAUCGUCCUCUGUGGGAGUGGCUAACCAGUGGGAGGAGCCUAAGUGUUGGGAGGAGCCUUACUUGAAAAGCACUUUAGAAGAUAAGCAAACUGAAUUAAAUACAGUAUUAAGUUGUAUUGUAUACUGAACAGGUGUUUCCAGCCUGAAGUUCGGAAUCAGCCUUUGAGCAUCUAAAUAAGACUGCAAAGCUCUCCGCACACACACAGACUGAUUCAAAAUGAUAAUGCACACAAAAUGUAUAAAUGCUGUUAGACGAAUGAAUGUUUGUUUUAAACCAAUUGUUUUUAUGUUAAGAUUUUUAAUAAUUUCAGUACUGAUAAACUACAACUUAUCACUGCAGCUGUUCAUUAAGCUUCACCUGCCAUAUUGUACAGGUACCACAGUUACAGGCUUUUUCACAUUAAGCUGCAUUCCCACAACUCCGACAUGACGUUUUGCUCCGUAGUGGCAGCUGCAUAAAACUUUCAAAUUGGUUGUGAAGCAGCCACUACUAUUAGCUUAUUCACUAUGCUAAAUAUAAUACAUAAUGUUUCUCCAAAAAAAACAAAUGAGCGACGAUAAUGACAAAGCGGAAAAUUUUUUCAAAAAAUCGCUAAAAAGAUAAAUGCAAAAAAAAAAAGACUUUUAGAUUAAUGCAUCUAGCAGACACUUUAAUCCAAAGAGAUUUACAAUGACGGAG
Carassius auratus (goldfish) is the source of this 2553-nucleotide messenger RNA. Its product is annotated as E3 ubiquitin-protein ligase MARCH11-like. Gene Ontology annotation, biological process: protein ubiquitination. Gene Ontology annotation, molecular function: zinc ion binding; ubiquitin-protein transferase activity. Bases 828 to 1841 code for a protein of 337 amino acids. NCBI's taxonomy places the organism in Eukaryota, Metazoa, Chordata, Actinopteri, Cypriniformes, Cyprinidae. The record is from RefSeq and is a predicted model, not a curated record. The transcript has 4 exons.